This is a messenger RNA of Drosophila albomicans, 1537 nucleotides long. RefSeq names its product serine protease inhibitor 42Dd. Lineage: Eukaryota; Metazoa; Arthropoda; Insecta; Diptera; Drosophilidae. Gene Ontology annotation, molecular function: serine-type endopeptidase inhibitor activity. Bases 237 to 1415 code for a protein of 392 amino acids. The record is from RefSeq and is a predicted model, not a curated record. The transcript has 4 exons.
AUCCUCUAAUGAAAAUGAGCAUUCAGUUCAAUUGUGUGCGAAGCUCUGUGCGGGCGUGAAUUCUCUGGUCUCGUUCUUCUAUUUUGUUUUUCGCCAACGCAUCUUGAGUAAUUUUUGUUUUUGUUUUCGUGUUUCGUAUACCAUUUGGGUAUACUUCCUCUGGUGUGUUGCACUACUGAGUGGACAGGAAAAGUAAGAGAUCGUUCCCAAAUACGCCACGAAAAAACCUAAUCAGAAUGAGCUCUACACCUGCCUCCAGCUCCAGUCUACCGCCGGAACUCAAUCUUGGAGCGGAGAUAUUCCACAUCAUUGCAGCUUCAGCUGAAGAUCAAAAUGUGAUCAUAUCUCCGCUGUUGCUAGAGGUGACAUUGACACUGCUCUAUCUGGGCUCAGAUGGGGCCACUGCCGAGGAACUGCAAAAGCUGUUAAAGUUAAAGGAUCGCUUUGUGAGCAAUGCUAAAAUGGCCAACUUCUAUGCCGCCGAAUUGAAUGCGGCGACAAGCGAUGCAGAUACUAAGAUCCAGCUGGAAAAUCGCCUGCUUCUGCAACAAAACUCCGGUCUGGCAGUUGCCGAUGACUUUCAGAAGAUAGCACAAACCUUUUUCCAUGCGACGGCAGAGUGUGUGGAUUUACAGCAACCCGAGAAGCUAUCUCGCCACAUCACCGAUAAUAUCUUGGCCAGCAUUGGCGGCGGCAACUGGCAGCAACAGCUUCAGGUGAAUGGUGGUCAGAUGGCAUCUAUGCUGCUGUUGCUGGCGGCCCGACUGCAAAGCAAAUGGUUCUUGCCUUUCAGUGCGUAUCGCACUGGCCUCUAUGAGUUCCACAAAAACGACGGCAGCAGCAAUGUUGCGAAGUCCGUGCCCAUGCUCUUUGACGAUGAUAUGUUUGUAAAGUACGCCGAGUUGCGAGAGCUCAAUUCACGUGCCAUUGAAUUGCCGUACGAGCAUGAGGACGAAUUGGCAAUGCUUCUAAUCCUGCCCAAUCAGCGUGAUGCCUCGGCCUUAGCCCAGCUGGAGACUCAAUUGCGUACUGUGGAUCUCGGGGAAUUGCAGCAGCGUAUGCAAAUGGAAAGUGUUCAAGUCUUGCUGCCCAAAUUUAGCAUCGACUUCGAAUGUAGUUUGCGACAAGCGCUCAAACAAAUGGGCUUUUCGGAGAUCUUUAGUUCCGCUGCCAACUUUAAGCAUUUGCACUCAGCUUCCACCAAUCUGCCUAUUCUCGACGUCCUACAGAAGUUGCGCAUUGACCUAAAUGAAUCCGGCUCUGGCUCAGCGUUACCACAACCGGCGGCAGGAUAUAAGCCGAUUGUCAUUAGCAAUUCCUCGCGGCAAAAAUUCUUUCGGGCGGAUCAUCCAUUUUUCUUUGCCAUUCGCGGUCCGAAUGUGACCCACUUUAUUGGGCAUGUGGUUAGUUUUUAACGGCCAUAUAUGGUAUAUUAUGCACCUUUGCACUAACAUGCCUUGUACUAUAUAACGGCUAUUCAAACUAAUAAUUUGUACUCUCUAAUUUAUGCGCAAAAAAUAAAAGAAUUUAUGGUUGU